Hydractinia symbiolongicarpus is the source of this 2645-nucleotide messenger RNA. RefSeq names its product sodium/hydrogen exchanger 6-like. Gene Ontology annotation, biological process: sodium ion transport; regulation of pH; proton transmembrane transport. Gene Ontology annotation, molecular function: sodium:proton antiporter activity. The record is from RefSeq and is a predicted model, not a curated record. Bases 611 to 2350 code for a protein of 579 amino acids. Lineage: Eukaryota; Metazoa; Cnidaria; Hydrozoa; Anthoathecata; Hydractiniidae. The transcript has a single exon. Gene Ontology annotation, cellular component: recycling endosome; membrane.
AAAAAAAAAAAAAUUUGCUGCAUUGCUUAUUCAGAAUGUUUCGUAUCAAACGUAAGCUUUUUUUCUAAUAAACUAAUUUUCUAACCAAAUCAUAAAACGUGAAAUUUUUUUAAUUUGUGUAAUCGCGAAAGUUUAGUCAUAGUUGAUAGACAUAAUAUUAACCAUGGUUUAUGAGAAAAUAUCGCAAAUUUAUGAACUAAAUUUAUGAAAAGUUUUUCCGAUUAAAUUCUAUUAUUCUGUAUUUAUCUCAUGUCCCAACAUUAAUUCUAAGAAAGCAAAAAAUAAGUUUCGUCAUUAUCUUUCUCAAAGUUAGCGAUCCUAGCUUUUUAACUCAUUGUCGUAGUUUGAUAGUUGUACCCAUCAAUCUCGUCCCCAUUGCUUUAAAAAUCCUGGGCACAAGAUUGUAUCCUGUGAUGAUACACGAGACUCAUGCUGAGGAAGUUAUUGAGCAAAACAUUUAUUUAUGCGGCAAACCUUAGUGUCGUUAACACUGUUGCGCAGAUGAUGAGUAAAUGUUUGCAAUUAAAUUACAUGCUCUAUUGGUCAAAUUAAUUGUUACCUCUUUCUUAUACGUACCUUACAAAAAGAAAAUCAAAAGGUGAUUCUUAAAAUGGCGAUGUUUCAUAUGCUAAACGCUGGUUUUUAUAUGCUUUCCAUCCUUUCGUUAUGUUAUUCAUUCGACUUAAUCGACGACAUGUCGGUAUCUUUAGAAGGACAAAAAGAAGAAGAAAUCUCGUCAAGCCAUAAAACAGACAGUUUGAGUAUGCUAAUCUUGAUUUCUCUUCUCAUCGCAACAGUUCUAGUCAUAUGGUUGUUUAAACUUCGAAAGUUCAGUGUUUUUCAUGAAACUGGAGUUGCCAUGUUGUUUGGUAUCAUUGUUGGAGGAAUCAUUCACUUGUCGGAAGAUCAAGAUGGCGUAGAAAAAGCAGUCGCUAUUGGAAAUUGCGAAAAUUUAACCACAGCGCCAAGAAAUGUUUGGAUGAAAAUCAACGGGACGGAUUAUUCUUAUCUUUUAGGCGGUAUUGUACAACACACAACGAACAAUAGGAACGAAGGAAACGAGCUCGAAGAUAAAUCUUCAUUUAAUCCAGAAAUAUUUUUCUAUGUACUCCUCCCACCUAUCAUAUUCUUCGGAGGUUACAGUCUAAAAAGAAGAUACUUUUUUCGAAAUCUUGGAGCAAUCUGCAUGUAUGCUUUUAUAGGAACAAGUAUCUCAUGUUUAAUCGUAGGGACAUCUACUUACUAUUUCAAUCGACUAACGGGCGUCACAGCAACGUUUGAUUUUACAGAAUGUUUGUUAUUUGGCGCAAUGAUAUCGGCCACAGACCCAGUUACAGUACUAGCAAUUUUCCACGACCUUCAUGUUGAUGUAGAUUUAUAUGCAUUAAUAUUUGGAGAGAGUGUGUUAAAUGACGCAGUUGCAAUUGUCUUGUAUCGUGCGAUAGAGGCAUACUUAGCGUAUAAUCCGUAUGAAGCACGCCAGUUUAACGUUUAUUCUUUCUUAUCAGCGAUGGGAGAUUUUGUGUCAAUAUUUGUUGGCUCGUUGUUCAUUGGCGUUUCAAUGGCUUGUAUAACAGCACUGUUAACAAAGCUAACCAAAAUUGGAAUGUUUCCUAUUUUAGAAACAGCCCUGUUCUUCUUGAUGUCUUACUCAACAUUUUUAGCGGCUGAAGUUGCAAGUUGGUCUGGAAUAGUAGCUGUAUUAUUUUGUGGCAUCGCUCAAAAACAUUAUACGUAUAAAAACUUAACACCUGAAUCCGCAAUACGGACUACUCAAACCUUUGAAUUGUUAAACUUUUUAGCUGAAAACUUUAUCUUCUCCUAUAUAGGGCUUUCAUUUUGUUUAUUUAAUUAUCACCAAUGGAAUUUUGGUUUCAUCGCUGUUGCAUUUGUCGCAACACAAGUAGGAAGAAUGAUGAAUGUAUAUCCAUUAUCAGCGCUACUUAAUUUGGGACGUAUUAGGAAGAUACCAUAUAAACACCAAAACAUGAUGUCAUUUGCAGGUCUUAGAGGCGCCAUUGCGUUUUCUUUAGCUAUUCGGAAUACAGUAUCAGUUCCUCGACAGAUGAUGCUGACAGCUACACUUAUGAUAGUUCUUAUUUCAGUUGUACUUCAAGGAGGCCUUACGCUACCUUUUGCAAAGCUAAUUAGCUUAGAAACUGGCGUUGAUGAAGUUGAAGAAGAGUUCAAAGCAAAAAGACUGAGUCUUAUAGAUCUAAACGAUCCAGGAAAUUCACCUGAAGAUAUGGAAGAAAAAAGAAAAUAUGAAAAAUCUUGGCUGGUCCGCACAUUUAGUUCAUUUGACAACAAAUACUUAAAACCCGUCCUCACUGAUGAAUACAUUGAUUGAUGAACGUGCACUUUAAAAAAAUUUAACUAUGUAUAGAAAAAUAUAGCUAUUAGCAAUGUUAAAAUGAUUUUAUACAAUUAUCGAUAAAAAAAUAGUUACAAGCCAUUCUCUUUAAUUAAAUAAAAGUUUUAUUUCAUAGUAUUGGUCAUUUAUAUCUAUAUAACCAUAAUCGCGUUGUUUGAAAUUCUUUUCACUCAGCCUUUUCAGUUGUCAGCUUUUUUACAAUGAAGCUAAGGGGAUCAGUUGGUCUGUCGAUUGCAAUGCUGGCAGUCAGCGACUAUUAAAUAUAAUAUGC